Messenger RNA from Schistocerca cancellata (South American locust), 969 nucleotides. Its product is annotated as craniofacial development protein 2-like. Gene Ontology annotation, cellular component: nucleus. The coding region runs from base 1 to 969 and encodes 322 amino acids. Lineage: Eukaryota; Metazoa; Arthropoda; Insecta; Orthoptera; Acrididae. Gene Ontology annotation, biological process: chromatin remodeling. The record is from RefSeq and is a predicted model, not a curated record. Gene Ontology annotation, molecular function: catalytic activity. The transcript has 2 exons.
AUGCCUCGGACCUUUGGAGGUGACGGAGUCCCACCUCUAACUGACAAACCAGGGACUCCUAAGAUACGACUUGGCAAACAAAUGGUAAUGAGAUGGGGAGCUAUUAAUAUCAAUGGGGGCUAUACUGGGAAGAAGGUAGAGCUGGCAGAGGCUGCAAGCAAGAUGGGGCUGGACGUUUUAGCUGUUAGUGACAUUCGGGUAAGGGGUGAGAAAGAUGAGGAAGUGGGAGAAUACAAGGUCUACCUGUCACGAGUCAAAGCAGGAAUAGCACAAUGGGGUGUAGGGCUUUACAUCAGGAAAGAAAUGGAACCCAGCGUAGUUGCAAUAAGGUAUGUAAACGAACGACUGAUGUGGAUAGAUUUGACAGUGUCUAGCAGGAAAAUUAGGAUUGUGUCAGUAUAUUCGCAUUGUGAAGGGACAUAUCAAGAUAAGAUGGAUAGUUUUUAUGAGGCACUCAGUGAUGUAGUUGUUAGAGUAAAGGACAAGGACCGUGUUCUGCUCAUGGGCGAUUUUAACGCCAGGAUUGGAAAUCGAACAGAAGGGUAUGAAAAGGUUAUGGGUAAAUUUGGAGAGGAUAUGGAGGCCAACAGGAACGGGAAACAACUCUUGGAUUUCUGUGCCAGUAUGGGCUUAGUAAUCACAAACUCCUUUUUUAAACAUAAGAACAUUCACCGGUAUACUUGGGAAGGCAGGGGAACCAGAUCUGUCAUUGACUAUAUAAUAACAGAUCAGGAAUUCAGGAAGGCUGUGAGGGGGACACGUGUAUUCAGGGGAUUCUUUGAUGACACUGAUCAUUAUUUAAUCUGCAGUGAAAUUGGGAUUGUGAGGCCGAAAGUGCAGGAGGGAAAUGCUAUGGCAGAAUUGGCUGCAGAGAAUGUCACAGGAACUAAAAAAUCGUUUAGUACUUGUGCUGAGAGGCAAAGCACAGAAAAUCAUUGUGCAGCUUUGUACCAUCAAUUAAUAGCAUAA